Messenger RNA from Pollicipes pollicipes, 1683 nucleotides. Its product is annotated as gem-associated protein 5. The record is from RefSeq and is a predicted model, not a curated record. Bases 94 to 1683 code for a protein of 529 amino acids. Lineage: Eukaryota; Metazoa; Arthropoda; Thecostraca; Pollicipedomorpha; Pollicipedidae. Gene Ontology annotation, cellular component: SMN complex; nucleus. The transcript is spliced from 12 exons. Gene Ontology annotation, biological process: spliceosomal snRNP assembly. Gene Ontology annotation, molecular function: protein binding; mRNA 3'-UTR binding.
UCUGGACGUUCUGGACGUUCUGGACGGAGAGCGCACGUGUAUUGACGGGGCAGGGCUACACCACUUCAACUGCAGCACAGUCAUCACCCAACCAUGGCAGCCAUGAAGACCAUCUGCUUACCACCAUCGGCCAACUGGUACAGCGCCAGUGCCGUGGCCUCGGAUGGUGACUCACUGGUGGUCAGCUGCGCGCGCUGCUCGGUGGUGGUGUGGAGCUGGCACGCGGCGCCAGAUGGCGCUCCGCCAGCGCUCCGCUGUCACGGCGUUAUCUGGGACGCGCACCGCGAGCGGGCCACGAGCGCGCUGGUGUGGCGGCCGGCUGACUCCGCUGACGUGCACGUGGUCACCGGCGGCGAAGACGGCCUGCUCAAGCUGUGGCGGUGCACCUUCACUGAGGAGGACAGCACUUUCCAGGCCCACUGCGAGAAGCAGCACAAUGGGCAUAAGCUGAAGGUGGUGGCCGUAGACCACGCGGCGCGCUCGCGGCACGUGGCCGUGUCGGUGGACGAGCGCGGCUCGUUCGUCGUCUGGGACACGGUGGCACACACCACGCGCACGCUCUUCCUGGAGCGUCUGGCACCCACUGACCUGCGCUGCUCACCGCACACCGAGCACGUGGUGGCCGUGGCCGGGCGGCGCGGCGCCCUCUGGACGGUUUCACUGGCAGCCGGCGGCCGAAUUCUACAGAAGAUGCGCGGCCACGACGAGGACGUGACCUCGAUCAGCUGGUGCCCCGAGCUCAACACGCUGCUCUCCUUCGAGCAGGAUCACCUGCUGGCGGUGUGGGGCACGCGUGGCGGCCGCUGUCACGUGACCCAGCGCGUGACGGCGCCGGAGGGGUCGCGCCGCGCCCCCUCCGGCGAGCGGACCUGGCUGAGCGUGCUGUGGAGCUCUGCCGACUGCCUCUACAGCAGCGGACUGGCAGGCCAGCUGCUACGCUGGCGGCUAACGGAUGAGAGUGACAACUGCCAGGUGGUGCAUCGGCUCCACGGCAGCACCCUGUUCAACCUGGUGCGGCUGGGGCAGAUGGUGGUGAGCAGCGGUAUCGAGCGCCAGCUGGUGGCGCACGAUCCGCGCUCGCUGCUCACCAGCGCCGUGCCCUCGCUGGGCGGACACGUCAACGCGCUGCACUGCUGCCCCGUCGACCCCGGCAGGGUCGCCGUCGGGUGCGGUGACAGUACGAUCCGGGUCUGGAACCUGGGCGCCGACUGCUCCUACAGCGUCACGUCCAUCUGGCAGGCCGUCAAGGCCAGCGUGCUGACGGUGGCCUGGCACCCGUCCAAGGACACGCGGCUGGCCUUCGGCACGGCGGAGGGCCGCGUGGGCGUGUGCGACCCGGCGUCGAGCCGGCCGCCGCAGCUCUGUCCGGACCACCACGCCGGGGCCGUUUACAGCGUCACGUGGGGGCCGACCGGCGCGCUCUUCUCGCUGUCGCUGGGUGACUCUGCCUGUCCGGACCUGCUGCAGCCGGCCGUGACGCUGAGCGGCCACCGGUCCAAGGUGCUGGACCUGGCCUGGUCGCCGCACACCACCGGCCGGCUCAUCUCCGCCUCCCAGGACGCCUCCAUCAGGGUGUGGGACACGAGCCAGGGCGCGCUGCUGGCCGUCGGCGGCGACGACAGCGCCCUCCACCUGUGGAGCGUCGAUCGGCAGGGCACCGCCCUGCCCGAGAAAGUCAUGUAG